Molecule: messenger RNA, 758 nt
Organism: Daldinia decipiens
Lineage: Eukaryota; Fungi; Ascomycota; Sordariomycetes; Xylariales; Hypoxylaceae
Exons: 3
Coding region: 90-722 (210 amino acids)
Source: RefSeq, a predicted model, not a curated record
UGCAAACAUACCAAAACCAGUUGCAGAUCAAACUCGGCUACCACAGCAAAAUGACAAGUUUUGUUGUGUUCUGAGUAGGUCUUGACAUCAUGGCGGCUCUCUCGCGAGCGACCUCCCUCCUCGUCAACAAGUCAUUUCAUGGGCGACACCCUCAGAGGCUAUGUCGCGUCGAAUCAUGUGUUCUCGCCUUGUUGGGAUUUGAUGGAGGUCAUCCGUAUGGUCAGGCCAUCUACCAAGACGUGUCCAUUCGAAGCCAUCCGGCGUUGACGGGCACCAAACCUCCCCAGCAGAUGCAAUCGCCAAUUGUUACAUCUUUGGCAAGCAUAUCGAUGACAAGCCCGCGCCUCACCGUUCCCGCCGCGUACGACACGAUCUCGUUACGACUAGGCAACACCAGCACACCCCGUGGUUUCUUGGUCCUUAAGGCAAAAGCUUCUCCUCUUGCCUCAUCCUCAUAUUCAGAUGCUUCAGACGUCGACAGCACGUCACAAACCCCGAUAAUCAAACACAAAAAGACAUUCGCAGGCAGCCGCUACAAGACGCACCCCGAUAUCGUGUAUGGCCAUAAAUGCCUGCGUAGCAGCAUAGACGACUUCUUCGUCUACGUGCUCAACGUUCUUACGUGCGGCUUCCAGCCUGCAUUGACAUAUCUCGGCGGCGUUCUCCUGACAAUCAGCUUGAGCACGAUACUUUUCGUGUUAUGGAUAAUGUUCUUUCCUUAGGUUUAUAGCUUCUGCCAAUAAAAGCACUGCCUACCU